This is a messenger RNA of Ciona intestinalis (vase tunicate), 2446 nucleotides long. The record is from RefSeq and is a predicted model, not a curated record. NCBI's taxonomy places the organism in Eukaryota, Metazoa, Chordata, Ascidiacea, Phlebobranchia, Cionidae.
UUUUAAGUUAAAUCAAACAAAGUUCCGUUUUCUAAUCAUGAAUUUGCUGGUAAUGAUAACAAUCUUCUGCGUGGUGAAAACUAUACGAGGUAUUUCGAUGCAAAAGAUGACGAGUCAAACAUUUGAAAGGCAAGAGAAAAGAUUUGUUAGAAGUUUAGUUAAUCAGGCACGCCUUCUCUCCGACUGGACGGAAUGGUCUACUUGCAACGCCACUGUAUGUGGGAUAGUUGGUGUGCAGGAGAGAUAUCGAAAUUGCUCAAUUGCGGGCGAAAUUUCUGUUCAUUUGACAAUCUGCGGACAAGAGCUUUACCAAGCGAAGCCUUGUGAAAUGCCGUGUAUUACCAAUCAACCCGUAAGUCUCAGUUCAUGGAGCAAUUGGGGAAGUUGUAGCGUGUCAUGUGGAAGAGGGGGUGUUCAAAUCAGACAGAGAGAUUGCUUACAAAUCCCCUGCACGGAACGGUUUCUUCAACAGAGAAGUUGCAUCGGUCAGAAUACAUGUCCACAGUGGAGCCAAUGGCAGGAAUGGAGCGAAUGUUCGAAAUCCUGUGGAAUGGGUGGGGUAAAAAUACGAGAAAGAAGUUGCCAAGUUCGGCGAAACACAAGAGUUGCCCAAGUGGUGGUGAGUGACGUAUUAAAAAGAGUGUCAAGUCCACGACAGAGUUCAAUUCAAAACGUAAACGCAUCGCUAUGUGAGGGCGGGAAUGAAGGUACUGAAGAUGCAUUUCCCUGCAUGACGUCAACUUCAUGUCGACGUAAUUGGUCAUCGUGGCAACCAUGGAAUGGUUGUUCAACCACGUGUGGAAUGGGUUUUAGCGCGGGACGGAGAGUUUGUUUGGGCAGCAUCGGUUCUUCGUGUUUGGGAAGACCUGCACGUUACAGACGGUGUUACAGUCCGCCAUGUUGGUCAAGUUGGUCAAUGUACACACCAUGUUCGAUUUCCUGCGGUGCCGGUGCGGGAUAUCGCACACGUCGACGCGAAUGUCGUGGAACUUCUACUCGGGUACCACAGUAUAUGACGUGUCGUGGAAGUAAUACUGAACGGGAACUUUGUAACACCGAGACGUGUCCAAGAUGGGGUCAAUGGUCGAGAUUCAACAGAUGUUCAAAAACCUGUGACGGCGGAAAGAAGAUGAGAACACGAAAGUGUGAGAGAGGAAUUUGCCGUGGACGCAAAACCGACGUCGUCACAUGCAAUUACCAACGCUGUCCCUAUUGGAGUCAAUGGUCUUCAUAUACUUGCUGUAGUGUGACAUGUGGUGCGAAUGGUAUAAAGGAGCGGACACGAGUUUGCAGGCAUGGAGGAUACAGAAGGGCACCGUUCAUGAAUAGUUGUGUCGGAGAAUGGAGAGAGCAAACUAAUUGCUCCAUGCAUCCGUGUAAUGUAACUCCUCCAUCGGUGUUUGACACGUUUGAAUGCGGGAUACGAAACAGGCGACAAACGAACAACCUUAGUAGCUCUUUGUUGCGAAUAUUUGGAGGACAGCAAUCAGGCCCGCAUGGGUGGCCGUGGCAAGCUAGCUGGCAGCACAAAAACUGCAACAGAUGUUCAUGGUCACAUUCUUGCGGAGCCACCCUUGUUGCACCUGGUUGGGUUAUUAUUGCUGCCCAUUGCAUCGAAGAAGCGUCUCAGCCCAUGAACCAUGACAACCCGGGGGAUUUAUGGAGUAUCGUUGUCGGGAUGCACAGACUUAGUGAAGAUGGUGAGCGAUAUUUCAUUCGAAGGGCAAUUGUUCACCCCAACUAUAUAUAUAGAGAUGUCACAGAUGCUGAUAUUGCUCUUGUUGAGUUAAGAAGUGAAGUCCCUCUUACUACCGAAGUUGUUCCGGUAUGUCUGCCACAAUUCAGCCAGCCACUUGUAAAUGAGACAUGCUUUAUAACAGGCUGGGGAUUCACGGGCCCUGCGUCAUCUGUUAGCGCAAGGCUAUCACCAACAUUACUUGAAGCAGAAGUUCCUAUCAUGAAUUUUACUGCAUGUCAAAUGCUCAGUCCAAUUUACCAAGAACUUUUAAACAGCACGAAUCACAUGUGCGCAGGAGAUCCAGUGACCGCUGCCACCGAUACUUGUUUGGGUGACUCCGGUGGACCUCUGACGUGUCAACGACUUGAUAAUACUUGGUACAUAUCUGGCGUGACAUCGUUUAGUUUUGUUGAAUGCGGUACUCCUGGCCACGUGGGAAUCUACACACCGCUCAUCUCCUUCGAAGAAUGGAUUCGCACCACUAUCGAAAAUAACACUAAUGCUGCGUGUUAACGAACUCAGAAUAUCAAAUACCGAACAUUACAGUGUGAUUGCACUGCAUAUUGUAUUUUGAGCAUGCGUCAGACACGGUAUGUUGUAAACUAAAACACUAUAUUUUUAUUAAUCGCAUUAUUCUAUAUGCUGCUUUGUUGUCAAAACCCUUCAACUGUCAAAUCAACGUAGUAUAUUACACGACCUCUGUCUAUA